Molecule: messenger RNA, 1617 nt
Organism: Capronia epimyces CBS 606.96
Lineage: Eukaryota; Fungi; Ascomycota; Eurotiomycetes; Chaetothyriales; Herpotrichiellaceae
Exons: 2
Coding region: 1-1617 (538 amino acids)
Molecular function (GO): phosphatidylinositol binding; ubiquitin binding
Source: RefSeq, a predicted model, not a curated record
AUGGAUGCGCUCAACCAGGCUGACCAAAGCGCAGGCCCCGAACGGAAUGGAAGUGCACCGGUUGUGUUGCCUCAAGGCGACUCGCCCGAAGCUGUCAUCGUCCGUGAAGCGACUGCAUUCUGUGAAUCCGGCGCACCCAAUUCUGGAGCCGCCGGCGAUGAAUACCUCCAUCUCCCAGCCAUUGUUGACGCAGCCGAGUCGAGUCCUACUGCGGCCAAGGAAGCCGCCGCGACCCUCCGUCGUUACCUAUCCAAAGACCACUUUCAGAGGGGAUUUGCCCAAUACAAUGCAGUCAUGCUACUGCGCAUCCUCACCGACAACCCUGGCCAGGGCUUUACACAGAACUUCGACUCCAAGUUUGUGUCGACGGUAAAAGAACUGCUUCGCGAUGGGAAGGAUGCCAGCGUCCAGCAAAUACUGAGGGAGACGCUAGAUUACUUUGAGGUGGAAAAGGCGCCGGGCAAUGACACUCUCGGCCCGCUCGUCGAAAUGUGGCGCAAGGAGAAGGGAAAGCGAAGCACUCUUCGUCAGUCGGUAGGUUGGGGAUCUUGGGAAGCCGUUGGUUCGGGUCAUGAUACUGAACACCAACAGCAACACCGAGUUCCUCCUGCGUUCGCGGGUCAAUAUCAACGGCCUAGUCGGAAAGUCGAUGUGCUCCCACCUCCCGAAGAACUGGUCUCGCGCAUAGAAGAAGCAAAGACCACAGCUCGACUUCUCGUUCAGACGGUCCAGUCUACACCUCAGUCGGAGCUGUUGGCCAAUGACCUGGUGCAAGAGUUCGCCGGCAGAGCUCAAUCUGCGCAACGAAGCAUUCAGUCGUACAUGAAUUGCCAGGAUCCGGCUCCGGACCCAGACACCAUGCUCACCUUGAUUGAAACCAACGACCAUUUGAACAUCGCCAUGUCAAAGCAUCAAAGAGCUAUUCUACAGGCAAGAAAGGCCAACGGCACCGGCACGCCCAGUCCGGGGCCCCAGACAGAAUCCAUACCCAAUCCGUUGUCUAUGCCAUCACAUAAUCUGGGUCAAAAUGUCUAUGGCUCCGGUGCUCAGCCCAGUCAAGGGUCGUAUUCCGCGUCACCCCCCCGGCGACAGAAUACGAUCCCGGCCCCUGUCAGUCCACCUCAGCCAGGAGAACAGUUUGCUCCUCCACCGGGCCCUCCUCCCUCGGCUCGAGGAGCAGUCAGAGAUCAGGAUCACUCGUAUACAUACUCAACGUCGGACGCAGCUCCUCCAAUCCCAAGACGUGUUCGCCCACAGUCACAGUCUUUCGGUUCUUCAUCUGCUGCGUAUGGAGUUGCGGAGAACCCAUUUGCCGACGAUGCGUAUGGCCCGGGAUCGCCGCAACGGCAUGAGUCGAACGCGUUAUCUCAACCGCAAAAGGACUCGGGAUUUCAAUAUGCCAGCGAACUCAGCGGCGAGCAGGAUAGGUACGACCCUUACGAUUCGAGACAGCCAUAUGUGCACAUCCAUGGUACGCCGGCUGUACAUGGGCUCGUGCCUGAGACAACCUCUCAACCGAGUCACAGUGGGCAGAACGAGACGAGUAAUGGAUAUGGGAGUAGCCCGGUGAGUCCGGCAGAUGAUGCUGGACGUAGGAUGAAUGAUUUGCAUCUCUGA